Anopheles merus is the source of this 3838-nucleotide messenger RNA. RefSeq lists its product as uncharacterized. The record is from RefSeq and is a predicted model, not a curated record. Gene Ontology annotation, molecular function: nucleic acid binding. Bases 239 to 3559 code for a protein of 1106 amino acids. NCBI's taxonomy places the organism in Eukaryota, Metazoa, Arthropoda, Insecta, Diptera, Culicidae. Gene Ontology annotation, biological process: DNA integration. The transcript has 2 exons.
UGUCUCUCGAUCCAGUUCGUUCACUGUGAACACUGAGUUGUUGAUUGUUGACAAUUUGAUUGCAAAUCUACCAACGCGCGACAUAGACAUCAGCGAUUGGAAGAUACCACCUGGUUUCGCUUUAGCAGACUCUCUGUUCAACAAAGCUGCUCCUGUAGACCUCAUUCUUGGUGCUCGUCAUUACCACACUUUCUUUGAGAAUGCAACUCAGUUCCGUCCUGCACCUCAUCAGCCCGUGAUGAUAGACAGCGUUUUCGGCUGGGUAAUGACUGGUCCAACUGGCAGUGACAAUUCUUCACCUAAAACCGAUCCCACCGCAUCAUAUACAAUCGUCUGUAUGGCAUCCUUGGAGGAUUCGUUACAAAGAUUUUGGCAAUUAGAAAAUUUAACCAUGAAUGAUGGAUACUCACCAGACGAACGACAUUGUGAAUCGUUCUAUAAGCAUACCACCAAACGUGACGAUAGUGGUAGAUAUAUUGUUCGCCUACCGAAACAGCCCGACUUUGAUGCAAAGCUCGGCCUUUCUAGACCUCAGGCCAUUCGUCGUUUUGAGCUUCUCGAGCGGAGAUUGGAACGAGAUCCAGCACUUCGAGAAGCGUACCAAGACUUUAUGAAGGAGUACUUAGCACUGGGUCACAUGUCUCCUAUAAGCACUGAUUGUGAUGAUACAGCUGCUUAUUAUUUACCACACCAUCCAGUUUUUAAAGCGUCAAGUACCACCACAAAGGUCAGAGUAGUUUUUGAUGGCUCGGCUAAAACGUCAACUGGCUUUUCGCUGAAUGAAACUCUGCGGGUUGGACCCAUAGUUCAGGAUGAACUCAUCGAUAUUAUUUUGCGUUUCCGCACCUAUAAGAUUGCUGUCGUAGCUGAUAUCGCCAAAAUGUAUCGACAAAUUGUGCUGCAUCCGGAUGAUCGACGAUUGGUUCGCAUUUUCUUCCGUUUCUCACCGCAAUCGCCGAUUGAAUUGUACGAGCUGAAUACUGUGACAUAUGGUUUGUCUCCAUCAUCGUUCUUGGCCACUCGUACAUUGCUGCAGCUUGCGGAAGAUGAAGGUGCUGACUUUCCACUAGCUUCACCCGCACUGAGACACAAUUUUUAUGUAGACGACUUCAUUGGCGGAGCUAACAGCGUGAGUGAAGCUCGCGAGCUUCGUCAGCAACUUUCCGAGUUACUCUCCAAGGGCGGGUUUGAACUCCGGAAGUGGACAUCCAACUGUUUAGGAGUACUAAGUGGUUUACCAGCAGAGCAUAUCGGUACACAGUCAUCACUGCAGUUUGUGCCGAACGAGACUGUGAAGGCACUUGGUAUCGCAUGGAAGCCCGAACUAGAUGUUUUGUGCUUUGAGUCGACUGCAAUAAUGGAAACCGCCAACCUCACCAUGCGAUCCAUAUUGUCAAACAUUGCUCGAAUGUUUGAUCCACUUGGAUUGAUCGCUCCAGUCAUCAUACGCGCGAAAUUGCUAAUGCAGGAGUUGUGGCUGCAGAAAAUCGGAUGGGACGAUCCGGUCCCUGUACACAUCUGUAACAAAUGGAAAUCGGUUACUGACGACUGGAAGGAUUUGGAAAGCUUCAAAAGCGAACGGUAUGUGCUCUUACCUAACUCUAAAAUACAGUUCCAUACAUUUGCAGACGCGUCAGAAGUUGCUUAUGGUGCCUGCAUUUAUGCGCGCUGUGAGGACCAGCAGGGACGAGUACGAGUCAGCCUGCUCGCGUCGAAAUCGCGUGUAGCUCCACUAAAACGAGUUACAUUACCAAGAUUGGAGCUCUGCGCGGCCGUGUUAGGAGCACAUCUUCAUCAUCGUGUUAGACGCGCUAUGGGAAUCGACACAACCGAAUCGUUUUUCUGGUCGGAUUCGACGGUAACGCUAAACUGGAUAGCGUCUCCACCCAACACCUGGAAAACAUUCGUGGCGAAUCGUGUUGCUGAGAUCCAGAACUAUUCGCACCCUCGUCAAUGGAAACACAUUCCCGGUUCAUCGAAUCCCGCCGAUCUGGUGUCUCGAGGGAUGUCAGCAGCUGAAAUGCUAAAAGGAUCGAUUUGGAGCUGUGGUCCUGAAUGGUUGGCGCUAUCCCCCUCCAAAUGGCCAAUGUCAAAUCCAUCACUGACUGCUGAAACGGAUAUGGAAAUUCGUCAGACACGUACACUACAGUCAUCACAAGUUACCUCAGCAGCAUUACCGAUCACCCCUGAGGCUAUAGAAGCAGCUAAAAUCGUGCUUUGUAAACUGGCACAAGAGCACGAGUUUUCAUCAGAGAUCCAACUGCUGAAAAAGGGAGAAAUGGUACGAAAACAAUCACCUCUACGGCGAUUGAAUCCGUUUCUCGACAACGAUGGAAUAUUACGAGUAGGAGGCCGCUUGAAACUUGCACAGCUACCGUACCAGUUCAAGCAUCCCAUCCUGCUUCCCAAAAACCAUCAGCUGGCUCAUCUCAUCGCGGUGCACAUACAUGAGAAGCUGAUGCAUGGCGGGGGAAGACUACUACUUUCCCGGAUACGUGAGGAAUAUUGGCCACUCGAUGGACGUCGGCUAGUAAAAAACGUAGUGAGGAAUUGCUUUCGUUGCAUUCGUCAGGAUCCGCAGCUGACACAACAACAAACUGGUCAACUCCCGUAUGAACGCAUCACCCCGAGCCGGCCGUUUUCCAUAACUGGAGUGGAUUAUGCCGGCCCGCUGUAUCUGAAACCCGCACACAAGAGAGCCGCUGCCGCUAAAUGCUACUUGUGUGUGUUUGUGUGUUUUUCAACGAAGGCAGUGCAUUUGGAGCUGGUGGGCGAUCUCUCCACGGCAGGCUUCUUGGCCGCAUUACAUCGCUUCACAUCCCGGCGAGGAUUACCAUCGGACAUAUACUCCGAUAACGGAAAAAACUUUGAAGGUGCGGCACACGAACUUAAUGAAUUGUUUGAUAUGUUACAGAACGAACAGCACCAAAACGUCAUCGCAUCCAACUGUUCGGACAGGGGCAUAACUUGGCACUUUACCCCACCUAAGGCCCCACAUUUUGGUGGAUUGUGGGAAGCAGCGGUUAAGACGGCCAAACGACAUCUCUACAGGCAGCUAGGCAGUUCGAGGCUGUCUUACGAGGGAUACAGCACCAUUCUGCAGCAAAUAGAAGCGGCAAUGAACUCGCGUCCUUUGUUGCCAAUGACGGAUGACCCCAAUGAUUUGGCAGCGCUUACGCCGGCGCACUUCCUGAUCGGUUCUUCUAUGCAUGCUGUCCCGGUUCCCGACUACACACGACUGAAACCAUACACGUUAGACGAAUUGCAGAGCUGGCAAUUGCUUGUGCAACGCUUUUGGAAGCAUUGGACAACCGAAUAUCUGCAGGAAAUGCAGAAGGAUAAUAAGGUAGUGAAUCGUAGCGAAAUAGUACCUGGCAGACUGGUCAUCCUUGCGGACGAUUCGCUCCCUAUCACCCGAUGGCCACUUGCUCGCAUCAUCGAUGUACACCCAGGAGAAGAUCAGCUUACGCGUGUAGUGAAGUUGAAAACGGCAAAAGGAAUAGUUACGCGUCCAGUAGCUAAAAUUUGCUUGUUGCCUGUUGCGAAGCCUUCCGAUUAGCAGCACGUGUAGUUUGUUUUUGUUCAUGACAUUCUGUCAUGGGGGGGAGUAUGUUGACGCUUCGCUUGGAUGUCAAAUGAUAACUUGACGAAAGUGAGUUUCGUCAAGUGAGAAUGAGCACGGUAGGAAAUGAUGAGUAGCGGGUGAGUUGCCACUCGCGUGAGUGGCAAUCAUAGAAAAAUUAUAAAUAGGGCAACAUAAUGAAUACACUUUCUCUUGCACUUUGGAAAUUCAACACACAGCGGUAAAUAUUCAGCCCACGCAAAAUCAUCCGAAACA